AUGUCCGUAAACGAGCUUGCAUCCACUCGUCCAUUCUUCACAAAGUCGAUCCAUCGCGAGGUUUACGACGCAAUUGACCCGACAAAACCUUCACUCGCCUUGCCAGGCAAGACUGUGCUCGUGACAGGUGCAGCCCGUGGUAUCGGCAUCACGAUUGUCGAAUCCUUUGCCAAAGCACACGCAAAGACCAUCAUCCUCGUCGGACGCUCCGCCUCUGCGCUUUCAUCUGCACAGACAAAGUUUGAGCAAUCGUUUCCAGACGUUCACUUCAUCGCCGUUCCAACGGAUAUUGGCGAGCCACAGAGUGUCGAUGCGUUGUUCGCUGGAUUGAAGACGCAAGUCGACCAUAUCGAUAUCCUGGUUAACAAUGCCGGUGUGUUGAGCGAGUACGGACCCAAGACGGGGGAUUCAGACGUUGACAAGUGGUGGACGGAUAUGGUUAUCAACGCUCGUGGACCAUAUCUCCUUGCUCGUGGUCUUAUCAAAUUCAACGCUCCAGACUCACCAGCGACGUUUAUCACGCUCACGACGGGUGUCGCCGAACCGUUUACCAAUAUGAACGGGUACUUGCAUAGCAAAGUUGUUGGAGUAAAGCUGGUCCAGACUCUUGACGCAGGUGUGCAUACCCAAACGGUCCGCCGGCUCAUGGGACUCUGUGCUGAUCGAGAGUCGACAGAAUACCCGAACCUGCGCACCUUUGCUGUCAUACCAGGCCUCGUUGAAACGGAUAUGUUGCUAGAAGCAAUGCGUGGUAUUCCACUUGACCAGGCGAGCCUCGUCGGAGGCGUUUCGGUAUAUCUGAGCCAUCCGCAUGCAGAUUUUCUCUCUGGACGUUUUCUCGAUUCACGUUGGGAUAUCGACCAAGUUGUCGAGCGCAAGGAAGAGAUUGUCCAAAAUGACCUUCUCAAGCUCAUGAUUGCCGGUUACUGA
Molecule: messenger RNA, 930 nt
Organism: Serendipita indica DSM 11827
Lineage: Eukaryota; Fungi; Basidiomycota; Agaricomycetes; Sebacinales; Serendipitaceae
Source: the annotation of a GenBank genome assembly